AUGGCGGAGACGUUAGCAGACCAGCUGGCGAUCGAGCAGACCGGACCAGGCCAGUUCAUCUCCAAGGAGCUGCCCAAACGCAUGGGCAACGCAAUGCCCAUUGCCUACGGCGGGUGCACCGCAGGAAUAGCCACCCGCGCGGCCUGUGCCACCGUCCCCGAGUCGUUCUCGCUGUACUCCCUCGUGGGCCACUUCCUCGGCCCCGCGUCGACGACGGAGAAGCUGCUCUGCACCGUCCACGCCACGCGCGACACAAAGACCUUUGCUACCCGGCGCGUCGUGGUCAGCCAGCGGCGGCCGGACGGCCAGCUGCGCGCGUGCAUGGAGUUGUUGGCCGACUUUCACGUCGAGGAGCCGGCGCUGAUGGCAUACUCGGCGCCGCCGUCGAUUCCAUUCGCGGGACCGCGGGAGAGCCCCACGGCGAGGGAGCUGGCGCAGAAAGCCGUCGCUCAGGGACUUGCCGGUAGCGACGUGGCCGAGAAGAACACCGUCAUGUUCUCGAUGAUGGAGCAGUUCUUCGAGACGAGGACCUGCGCGGAGGGCCUGACGGGUCAGAAUGUUUUGGGCCUCCUGAGGACGCAUCCGACGGACCAGGACGAUCUUCCGUUGACAGAGAGGAGUUCGGGAGAUUGGGCCAAGACGAAGGAGGUCCUGACGUCGGCUGGCGAGAAGGCGGCUGCUCUCUCGUUCUUGAUGGACGGCGGCCUGUCCUUCCUCCCCCUGUGGCAUGAGCACCUGUGGUUCGACGAUGCCGGGGCUUGCUCGACGCUUGACUUCGCUCUGCGGCUCUUCACGCCGGAUGUCGACCUGAGCAACUGGCACCUCCGUGAGAGGAAGACUAUUGCAGCUGGCUUCGGCCGGACGUAUUCAGAGGGCCGGCUCUGGGACGAGCAGCGGAACUUGGUCGCGUGCAUGACGCAGCAGUGCAUAUUGCGGCCAAAGCCCCAGGGCAAAGUAAGGGCAGUGCUGUGA
Diaporthe citri is the source of this 972-nucleotide messenger RNA. RefSeq lists its product as uncharacterized. Gene Ontology annotation, cellular component: peroxisomal matrix. NCBI's taxonomy places the organism in Eukaryota, Fungi, Ascomycota, Sordariomycetes, Diaporthales, Diaporthaceae. The record is from RefSeq and is a predicted model, not a curated record. Gene Ontology annotation, biological process: fatty acid catabolic process; acyl-CoA metabolic process. The transcript has a single exon. Gene Ontology annotation, molecular function: fatty acyl-CoA hydrolase activity. The coding region runs from base 1 to 972 and encodes 323 amino acids.